AUGGCACGCAAAGGCUUUUACUUACUCGGCUUCAUUGCUUUUGUUCUUGUGAUUAGCAAAUCCAAUGUUAAUUGCAUAGAAACUGUUGCAGUUGAGCCUAUUCUUGACGUUGCUUCGUUGAAUCGAAACAGUUUCCCUCCAGGUUUCAUCUUUGGGGCAGGAUCCUCGUCGUACCAAUUCGAAGGUGCAGCAAUGGAAGGUGGUAGAGGACCAAGCAUAUGGGACACCUUCACCCAUGAACAUCCAGAAAAGAUAAAGGAUAGAAGCAAUGGAGAUGUAGCCAUUGACACAUAUAACCACUACAAGGAAGAUGUUGGGAUCAUUAAGGAUAUGAACUUGGAUUCAUACAGAUUCUCCAUAUCAUGGUCAAGAAUAUUGCCAAAUGGAAAGCUAAGCGGAGGUAUAAAUCAAGAAGGAAUAAAUUAUUACAACAACCUCAUCAACGAGCUAGUGGCUAAUGGUAUACAACCAUUUGUGACUCUUUUUCAUUGGGAUCUUCCCCAAGCCUUAGAAGAUGAGUACGGUGGCUUCUUAAGCCCUCGCAUAGUAAAAGAUUUUCGGGACUAUGCGGAUCUUUGCUUCAAGGAAUUUGGUGAUAGGGUGAAAUAUUGGGUUACUUUGAAUGAGCCAUGGAGUUAUAGCAAUAAUGGCUAUGCAAAUGGGAGAAUGGCACCAGGUCGUUGUUCAGCUUGGUUGAAUCUAAAUUGUACUGGUGGCGAUUCUUCAACAGAGCCUUAUUUGGUUACACACUAUCAACUUCUUGCUCAUGCAACAGCUGUUCGUGUGUACAAGACCAAGUAUCAGGCAUCUCAAAAGGGUUCGAUAGGCAUAACCUUGGUAGCAAACUGGUACUUGCCACUCUCUGAUUCCAAAUCUGAUCAAAAGGCUGCUGAAAGAGCAAUUGAGUUCAUGUAUGGAUGGUAUAUGGAUCCACUAACAUCAGGAGACUAUCCAAAAAGCAUGCGAUCUCUCGUGAGAACGCGAUUACCAAAGUUUACCACAGAGCAAUCGAGACUACUCAUUGGUUCAUUUGAUUUUAUUGGUCUAAACUAUUACUCAUCAACUUAUGCCUCUGACGCACCUCAUCUGAGCAACGCUAGACCUAAUUACCAAACAGAUGAUCUGGUCAAUCCUGCAUUUGAGCGUGAUGGGAAACCGAUAGGUAUAAAGAUUGCUUCCGAUUGGUUGUAUGUUUAUCCACGAGGAAUUCGUGACCUUUUGUUAUAUACCAAGGAAAAGUACAAUAACCCUUUAAUUUACAUAACUGAAAAUGGUAUAAAUGAAUUCGAUGAUCCAACCGUAUCAGUUGAGGAGUCCCUUAUGGAUACUUUCCGAAUUGAUUAUCAUUAUCGUCAUCUCUUUUAUCUUCGAUCUGCAAUUAGGGAGGGUGUGAACGUAAGGGGAUAUUAUGUAUGGUCUUUGUUUGAUAAUUUCGAAUGGUCUUCGGGCUAUACGGUGCGAUUCGGAAUGACCUUUGUGGAUUACAAAAAUGGCUUGAAAAGAUAUCAAAAACUCUCGGCACUGUGGUUCAAGAAUUUUCUCAAAAAAGAAAAUAAACUUUAUGAUUCUAGUAAAUAA
This is a messenger RNA of Gastrolobium bilobum, 1578 nucleotides long. RefSeq names its product cyanogenic beta-glucosidase-like. Gene Ontology annotation, biological process: carbohydrate metabolic process. Gene Ontology annotation, molecular function: beta-glucosidase activity. The transcript has 13 exons. Bases 1 to 1578 code for a protein of 525 amino acids. The record is from RefSeq and is a predicted model, not a curated record. NCBI's taxonomy places the organism in Eukaryota, Viridiplantae, Streptophyta, Magnoliopsida, Fabales, Fabaceae.